Molecule: messenger RNA, 2408 nt
Organism: Hylaeus anthracinus
Lineage: Eukaryota; Metazoa; Arthropoda; Insecta; Hymenoptera; Colletidae
Exons: 6
Coding region: 474-1505 (343 amino acids)
Cellular component (GO): cytoplasmic vesicle membrane
Source: RefSeq, a predicted model, not a curated record
CAGCCGUUGGUAGAUAUAUGAUAAACGAAAUGGAACUAUAUAAGGUGGCGCGGUGGCAUGCACUCCGUGGUAGAAUUAUGGUGCAAACCGUAGGCCGUGCUUUCGAAGUGUCCGUGCUGACCGCACUCCUGACGCUGCUGUUCGUCGAUCAAGUAAGAACGACGGCGAGGAACACGACUUCCAAUGAUGCAGCCGCCGUGUACCGCUGCGGCAUGCUAUAACCCCGUAGAAUGUUAGCGCAUAUCUCGUGUACCAGUGUCUCCUUGUUCUAUUCUCCUCGACCAGAGGUCGAUCAAUACGUCGGUUUUACCCACGGUUCGCCCGUGUCUAGACAAUGAACCCCUGUUCGCUGUAUUUCUCGUUCAUGAGUGUCUUCUAGGCUGUGCAAUGGGGGGCAUGUCUGCUCUCCUCCAAAAGACUGUUGUUCCUUUGGUUGUUGUUACGGUGUAUUCCAAGUGCACACUGCAUCAGACAUGUUUAAUUUCUUGAUUUGGACUUAUUGGUACUUAUGGGCAGCGGUACUUAUAGGGUUGACCAUAGCAGCAGCAUAUAUUGGUUGUUGGCUAUGGAGACGCCGCAGAUCGGUCAUGGUGGAAGAUUGUGCUUCUUCGGAUAGAGCUUCCACAGGACCGUGGUACCCACCGCCACAUUAUAGUCACUGUAGUUCUUUCGUUCAAGCCCUGCCACCUCCCUACAAUGAGGUUACAGCAAAGCCUGAUCUGUAUCCAUUGGUGAUCGGAUAUGACGAGGGAUCUGGCAAAGGAACAUCAGGAUUUGUGAUGCGCUACUUCAGAUCCCUUUCGCAUGCAAGCACAUUGGAUUCCUUGAGCUCCAGUUUCAUGUGCAAUAUGGUAAACGAAGCAAAUACCAUAAUUCCUCCACCAUACUCCUGUAACAACAGCGUCGACGAGUUAUCUGCAGUGGAAUGCGAGAGAAUGGAAAACAUGGAUGUUGGGUCUGUUGUUUCGUUGGCUAAUCAUAGGACAACAUCUGACAUAUCGAGUUUAGCUGCUCAAUCUCCGUGUUCACCACCACGGGCUACUAGUCCAACGAUAGAGUUACGUGAACUGUUAGAUAAAAUUCAACAGCUACCACAGCUCCCCAGUGGGCAUAGCACCGUUUUGCCUUGUUAUCAGAAUCGACCUCAAGUUUUAUGCACAACAAAUGCAAACGGCUCUACGCAACGGCCUUUAAGUCCAGGCGACGUUGUUGGAUCAUACAAAGCCAGAAGGGCACGAGGAAAGAUGUACAUGCCACUAGGACAUCCUGGCUCGAAGAACAAAACAAAAAGAUGGCUAUCGCGUUCGGCGCCGACGACACCGUCGGGUACGAUGCCAAUGUCGUUCUUGCCUGGACAAAGUAGGCGACCUUCUGAAGCGGAUGGCAGCAAUCAGCAGGUGGUUCCGUUGCUCUCCGAACAAGACGAAACGGAAAACAAUGCCGUGGACCAUUUGAACGGCAUUCCACCUCUGUCCGAGCAAGAAGAAGAUCGGCAGCAAACAUGACGAAUCGUCUAAGUAUUUUUAAAUAUUAAGAAUUCGAUUCCAGAUAUCGUCGCCCCUCCGAGUAAUCUGUAUAUUUUUUAACGUGGCUGGUAAACAACUCCUCGUCGCAGUUUUAAGCGAACCGUUACCGUGUAUAAAGUUUGGCAAAUUGAUUUCGUCCGAAAGCAAAUAACCGCCAGCGCUCCUAGAAAAGAGAAACGUUCAAUGCUGUGACCUAGUUUCUUUUUCUCCGUAUUUACAGCUAGACGCCAUAGUAAGUUUUUCUUUUUUCUAGCGAGUCUUCGAAACCGAACCGUUACGAGGUAGAAUGAUAACGUACUCUAUGGAAUAGCUUGCAGUUAAAUUAACGAAACAGACACGACAAAACACACACACACAUACACGAAACGUUACGAUGAUAGAUUUUACGUAGACGAUAUAACGAACUACGCAUUUUGAACUCUCCAUCGAACCAGAGUUGGGCACACUUUUAUCUAGAUGAAAGCUUUACUCGUGGGUCACGAAUGAAACGUUAUUCGUUAUUCGAUAUUUGAACGAGCCUAACGUUGUCUGUAUGCCUUUGUGCGGUAUUGCACGUGAUAUUUACGCAUUGAAUGUGAUUUUUGUGUGGAAUGUGUAGCUUGCGUAUUGUAUGUGAUUUUUCUGUAGUAUAUACGCGAAUAAUUACAUAAACGCCACCAAAGACAUAUUCCACGCAAGAAUCACAUUACUCGCAGAUAUGAGACAAAUAUCACACGAGCCACGUAAAUCACAGCGCAAAGGUUACACAUUCCGCACAAACAUAUGACGAAUACGACACAAAAACGCGACAAUUAUCAAUUACCAAAAAAUCACAUUCCACGAAUACCACACAAACCGUACAAAAAAAAAAAAACACGUUAAACCCAAAAAUGCGACAAAUAC